CGGAUGCACGUGCUGAAAAUUUCGUGCACUUCACCAACACUUGCAUGUCAUUACAGAUGACCUUUUCGUUCGUGGUGGGAUUUAAAUAUUCCAGUGUCAGAAUAUAAACUCUAAUGGACGAUUCCUGCUUUUAAAAGACAAGAGGGCUCUUAUAUUGUAUUUGGUAUACCUAACAGGUUUGUUUGUAGUCUAUGAAUGGCGAAAACUAACGUUUUUAAGCAUAUUUAUGUGUUGGCCCACCGGCGUGGUCGACGGUGACCAGCAUAAGGAUUCAAUUUUAAGAUAUGCAAAUAUGAAACAAAAAUUCAACUGCAUGCAAGAGAGUUUUAUAUUGUAUUCACACAUUUCAUCAUGAAAUGAAUCAUUUUAUAGGGAAAGAUAACGGACAUAUAUUUUAUUUACGAAGAUCUCUGUUACUUACACUAAAAAGUGGAUUUGGAUGCGCCAUGCGGUGAUGCCUGAAGUUUGUCCUUGUUUUGACACAAAAUCCGGUCGACGUUGCCAGUCGGUGUUGAUAUAUGAACUAGCAUUAGGCAUAUCUAUGUAAGACCGUUUAUAUGUACAAAAUGGCAGUCCAGCCAGUCAAAUACGAAGAAGUUGGUGAAAUCGGCACAGGGGCUUAUGGCACUGUUUACAAAGCCAGAGAUUUGUUAAACAACAAUCGCUAUGUAGCCUUGAAAAGAGUACGGAUUACAAACACGACCGAAGAGGGACUACCAGUGUCAACCUUGCGUGAAAUAGCCUUGUUGAAACAAGUUAACAAAAUCGGACAUAAAAAUAUUGUCAGGUAAGGUGUGUUUCGGGCAAGUUAUUCCAAAUUCAUGCUGUGUACAUGGAUUAUGGAAUCAAUGCCGCGUAUCCUUAAAAUACCUUUUAUUAAUUAAAAAUCUCAAACACCUUUAGUGUUUGUAAAACAUUGUAAAAUAUUAAAUUUGCUAACUACUGUGCAGGUACUAUAACUUCUGGGGAUUGGGGAUUUUUGUAACUUUUUAACAAUUUUUUUGAAUUUUUUAACAUUUUUUGUUUAUUGUAAUCUCCUGUGUGCAUGGAGAUGGAAAUUUGAUCGUUUUCAAUGCAUUUUAUGCUGUCAUUAAACUCAAUAAUCCAGUUAAUUAUUUUGCCUCAUCAAAAAAUCAGUUCAUCCUCCCACACAUGUGUGAUUUCAACACAAAAAGACACAUUUCAACACAUUUCAAAAGUAUGUUUGUAUCUGUUUUCUUUAUUCAUGCACAUUUAAUAAAAGGUGGUAAAAGUAAAUUUCACUCGGUGGCAUUCCUUCAACCACCUUUUGAGUGGGAGUGAGGGAUGCAACCUGUUUUGUUGGUAACAUUUAUACAGGCCACAUGCAUAUAUCCCUGACAUUGAAUUUGAUGAUAUAGUUGUCAUUCACCAUGAAGGCACAGGUUAUUCUGAGGUGAUCACCUUUGAAGGUAGUGAAGCCACCAUGCCACCUGUGACUUCUUGAGCAGGCAAGAGGUUUUGGCAGGCCAGAACCAAAUAUAAAUUAUUCAUCAGUGCUAGCCCAGUUGUAAGCUUCCCUACAGAAUCGUUAAGUAUAAUUCUUACAUUUGGGCUACUUUCCAAGCACGAUAAUGACGACAGGUCAGUACAUGCUCCCCUGCUACUUGUCAGUGAUCAUGUUCCACAGUUUAAAUAUUGAGGACCGUCUCCCACUUCCCCGCAAGCCUCUGCUAUGUACUUUAAUAAAACGAAGAACUAUAUUAGAAUAUUCUAAAGUACCUUCAAUGCAAAACAUGAAUGUAUUUAUAUUGCACUAGUGGUUCACCACCAACUGAAUACAGUAAUUAUUACAACUAGAUGUUUCAUAGGAAGUUCUUGAGGGAUAUAGAUAUCAAUAUAAUCCCUCCUUCUCAAGUGAAUAUGGUUGAUAGAAAUUUGAAUAAAAAAAGCGAUUACAUUUUUUUUGUCUUUCAUUUCGGCUAGAAAGUAAAGAGAAAUGAUAUAAGACUUGUAUUUCUGCAGAAUUUCACUCAUAAUCAUGAUUUCUAUUUCUUGUGCAGCACAUAUUGACAGCUGUCAGCUGUGUGAAUUUGCUAUCAUGCUGGGUUUCUUGCAUCUGCCAUGGAAUGGUUGACUGCACCAAAUGUCUAGAAUUCAUUUUCAUAAUAAUUGCCUUCCUGUUUUUCGACUAUUAAUGUUUUGUUGUUUCCGACCUUGUGAAGAAUUACCUUUCAAGCUCAGGUGGUUGCUUUUUAUUUGAAAAUAUGUAACAAAAUGAACUACAAUGUACAUUCAUACUGUCUGCAGUUAUCCAUUGAGUAAUAUCAUUUAAAUGUUAUAUUUAUAGCUUAGUUGUUCUUCUAAAAAAUAGUUGCCUUUGAAUUAUCUGCAUGAUACCAAAGUUUUAAGUGAGCAUUUUGGGAGCUCCUUAGUUAAGAAUGUUCAUACAGAUUUUGCUAGGGGCACCUUUAAUCAUGCUAUGUACAUUAGGUAAAUUAUUUUGUUACUGGUAUUCAAGCAUGCAUGACAUUUCAGAGACAAUGAUGCCAGUGUCGCUGAACCUGCAUGCCAUUUACCUGGCUGACGGAUUCUCAUCUAUUAGUAGGCCUACUACGUGCAUAUUGUGAUUGUUAAGAAAAGUGCCCAUUUCAGAAAACCAAAUGUAAAUCUGAAGUACUACACUAUUCAUAAAACUGUUGCUGCAGUGUUUAAAAUUGUUUUGCAAAAUAUUUUGUUCAAAAAUGCAUUGUUCAUGAUUUGUGAAAAGAUCUUCUGUAAAUCCGUGAUAAGCCCUUCAGGAAAUGAAAUAAUUUGAUUGAAUAGUUGCAGUAUUUCAAAUGCAAAAUCGAGAGAUUUAGUGACUUUGAUGAAUCAUUGGUACCUACGUUUCAUUUCUGUUGAAGUUUUAGAUUUGCUGUGAAAGUCAUUGAUAUUACUAUUAGGGAAAAAUUAACUGUUUUUAUCUAGUAUUGUUAGUCAAAUCUGCUAGCAGUGACAGCAAUAUUCACCGUCAUUUUUGCUGCUUUAUUCCCUUAAUCCUUAUAUUAGAAAUAAUAGAAAAAAGAAAACGCCACUUUCGAGAUCGGUGCGAUCUAGUUAACAAGAUUAAAUACUACAUCAGACUACGUCUAACAUGGUAUCAGGUAGUUUGAGAAGAUAGACCUGACCGUCCUUAUCGUUUAUUGCACUGUUACUUCAAUGUCGGACCUGGUUUUCAUUUCGGUAAUAUAAUAUAUCCUGCUACAACAGACCGGCAUGAAAUAAACGGAAAGGUGUAUUGGAGUAUUGACUCGGCAAAACAGAUUCUUAUCAUGCAGUUAUGAAAAUUGUCAAAGCCGUGCCGAAGAUACAGUUACAGAGAAUUUCUAGAUAACAUACAGCUCACAAUAGCUUAUCUCGGCGCUGCUCCCUUCCCUGAUUUCAGUUCGACCAGUAAAACCGCCGGGCCUCAAGAGAACAUAUCUUUAUAUACAAACGCACUCUGCCAACUCGUGCAGGAUUGAGUAUUUGUUCUCGUGAAAUGUGAAACGACAGAUUUUUGUGUCGUGAAAUAAUAUCUAAAUAUCUCAGUGGACGUAGUGGCCGGAGCCAUGAUUGUGGGCGGUAAUUUUUGUUCGGCAAACGAGAAUUUAUUUGAGGCCAGUAGAACAAAGUCUGGACGAGUAGUGUCUAUGCAUGUGUUUUCUUGAUGUUUACUAGAUGUAUUGACUAUUGGUUGGUUUUUGACUGAAAGUCUUUCAAUGUUGAACUUUUAGUUCUUGUAGUACUGCAGUAGUGACCAGUAGUGGUGAAAUUAGUUUCGAAAACGUAAAAACAGGUUAACCUGUGUCCUAUUAAGAAAGGCAUUAAAUACUCGAGUAGAAAAUAAAAUUAACACAGUCAAAAACGUAUUGUUUAUUAAUUUUCGCGAAAUGGUUAUAAUUUUUUUUACUAAAAUAUGAAACGUUUUCUUCCCGUGAAACGUGACUCAUGUACUCGCAUCUGUACAUCUGUGACUCGUGAGUAGAUCUGUGACAUGUACUCGCAUCUGUACAUCUGUGACUCGUGAGUAGAUCUGUGACAUGUAUACUGCAUCCAUCAGCAGAAGAAAAUCGCACUAGAAAUCGCAGCAAAAUUGCAAGUUUGUACGGGCCUUAAUGAAUCCGUCUUUUCGAUCUUCACAAGCGUCAUUCUCAGCAGCAUUAAAAGUGAGAAAUAAAAUUAAAUAAGCGGAUUGGUUGUGAGAAUAAAGCACAUACUUCCAUAUUCUCUAACCGGGGUAGGGAGGGGAGGGGAGGGGGGGUGGCUGAAGAGCUUGGACCCUCCUCCAGUUUAUAUGUUGAUAAAUGACCUGAACAAAGAUCAAUCACUAACCGAGACUCUUCUGCAUAAUUCCUGCAUGACAUUUGCAACACAUUAUUUCAACUCAUUGCCAUUUAGAGGCUGGUGACGUUCAUAGAUAGAUAGAUUGAAAAUGGUAUUACAAUGCACGAUUUAUUCUACCUGGAAGAGUCUAAAACAUCCAGUAAGAAAUUAACAGAAUCAAGUCUUUGCUAGCACGAAAAAUAUAUCCCGUUAAUUUCCCGCAGGAUUUUUGCUUGCCUGCUAGCCUGCCACAUCUGAAGUAAAACUGGCCCGGCAAGGCGAGCUAACCCGGUUUGUUGGGCCAGCCCUUGUAUUACGAAGUACAUUGGUGUGAAUUACCUUGGUCCUAAUUUACAUAUUUAGUCAGUAUAUUUUGUGCAAAUUUCUCCAGCCUUCUGGAUGUGUUCCAUACUCCUCACAAUGCAUUACAAAAAGAGAUUUGGUUGACAUUGGUGUUUGAACAUGUUGAACAAGAUCUCACAACUUACCUUGAGAAUUGUCCUCCACCAGGACUCAGUGCGUGGACGAUCAAGGUAUGUUAUGUAGGACGAUCUUGUGACAUUUUACCCUACUAAAAAUGGAACAAAAAAUGAAACAGAUUCCGUAGAAAAAUGCCAUCUUAAGAAUUUAGUAUACGACACUCGAAAUUAUACUCUAACAUUUGAGGUCGCCAGUACAGUUAUAUGAUUUUACUAUUGGCUCUUUUCCACUCAUCGCAAUGAAAAACGCUGCAAGUGUUGCAUUUAAUUAAAACUAUUGAGCAUUGUGAUUGAAUGAAAACACUCUCAGCGAACUUGCGAGUUGAUUCGCGCGAUGAAUGUAGAAGAGGCUAAAGACCUACCCUUUGAUUGAAAGUUUUGAGGAUUUUUGAAUAAAUGGCGAGUUAGAAAAAAUGGGCGAACAAAAAAAGGGCGAGAAAAAACGGGCGAACGAAAAAUGGGCAAGGAAAAAAUCCUCAAAAUCUUCAAUAAAAUAAAGAGACUCCUACGCUGGCUACUAAAGACCCGACGUCGCGCCAAGGAGAAUGUAGUAAUAAUAUUCGUAUAGCCUGGUUUCCAUAUGGUCUUAAUGAUCGUAAAAAUAGAGUCACGAUCGUUCUCAACGGCCAGUUUAUAAUAGUUCAUACCUGUAAACCACAUAUAAAUCAUAUGUAUUCUCUAGUUAUAAUCACUCCGCGUAUUUUCAGUUCUAAAAUGUUGUAUUUCGGCUGAUGAGAAAGAUCAUGACUCAAUCUUUACGACCGUUACAACCAUAUGGAAACCAGACUUAUUUAGCUUGGCCUAACAAUCGUGGGGUGCAGUGUAGGCAGUUAUUUACAAUAACUUGCCGUGGUUUGUGUCUGAAUAACCCGAAAAAGAUUAAAAAUCGUCGUUAUUUUCAUGGAAAGCCUUUCGUCGGAAUAUUUGUAAUAAAUCUUUCACGAUGGGUCCGAAGCGUUUUUCAAUCUUUUUCAACUGAUUUUCUUUAAUGAUUUAUUAGAGUAUCAUGCAUCAGAUGUUAGACGGAAUUGAUUUUCUACAUACGCAUCGCGUUGUGCAUCGCGAUUUGAAACCCCAGAAUAUCCUCAUAACCAAUGAUGGCAGAGUGAAAGUUGCUGAUUUUGGUCUUGCUAGAAUAUAUGGCUUCUCGAUGCUUCUAACUUCUGUUGUAAGUACAUUGGUUGCUAUUAUGAUCAGGUUCCUAACUCUGUGAUGCGGGUCGCAAUAUUUGUCCGAUAUGUUCAAUUAUAGUGGUCGGUCACGUUGCGUUCUUUAGAUUAGUGGUGCUUGCAUGGGCGUCCAGUGGGGUGGAGGGCAAAAAGGGCAAUGUGACUGAGCCUCCAUCACAAUGGUGGGGUGCAAUAAAAAUGAAAUAUGCAUAGUCAUAGAUAUAACUGUCAACUUAAUGUUUCCCCCGGACACCAGUCACAACCACCCACCUAUCCCCUCCUCCAACAUACUUAGUCUUUCUUAUGCGAUGGAAAUCACAAGGAUUCACACUGCAACCAUUUGCACACUGCAACUGCGAGUUGAUGCCAUUUUGCGCAUACCAGGGCAUCGUUAUUCAGCAUUAUUUAUUUAAAAAAUUCCUGGUUUCUGAUUGGCUAACAGCCAACUGUGAAAUUGUCAUAUCUACUCAAUGGCUAACCAAAUACGGAUUUUUCACAUUCAUAUUAGCAAAAUGACGUCAGAGUCAAUAUGAAAAAAAUUUGGACGCGUUUGCGCCAUAUUACUAUGACGACGAGAAUCAUAUUGACUCGCUGACGCCAUUGAUAUGACGCAACGACGGCUGCCGAAGGACUAAGGAAUUGUUUUUUUCUUAAUACAAAUAAAAUACAAAUGUUUGUUUUGAAUUUUUUAAAUAAAUAAUAAAACAAUUAUUGAAUUCGGUUUUCGCACAAUAUGAAGAAUUAUCAAGCCCUCAGUUUGCCGUUAUCAACCUCAUGCAGCCUUUGGCUUCGGUUGAUAACGGCAAACUUCGGGCUUGAUAAUUCUUCAUAUCGUGCUCAACCUCAUUCAAUAAUUGUUAAUUAUUGCCAUCACGUCAAAUCAGAUGUUAUUAAAAAAACUGAUGUUUUCUUGCAGGUUGUAACGUUGUGGUAUCGUUCACCGGAAGUCCUCCUACGCUCAGAGUAUGCGACUCCUGUGGACAUGUGGAGUAUAGGGUGUAUCUUUGCUGAACUGUUUAACCGUAGACCUUUGUUUGAAGGCAAGAACGAGUGCAAUCAACUUCAUAAAAUAUUCUGGUAAGAAAUCUAUUUUGUAAUAAUUAAUAUUUCAAGGCAAUGCAAUAUAAUGUAAUGUAAUGUAAGAAUCUAUAAGACUAUAUUCACCGACAAGAUAUCUUACUCUUAAUAGUACGGACUGUACGGUGGACUAAACCACACUACCACGUCUCCUUAUACGUUUUAGGAUUAUUGGCUCUCCUCCUGAAGAUGAUUGGCCAGAUUAUUGUUCACUUCCUUGGGGUCAGUUCAUGGGAUAUAUUCAUGUUCCUUUGAAAAGACUCAUACCUGAGUUGUGUGACGAGGGAGAAGAUUUACUCAAGGUAUAAAAACGUUCACAUUAUUUGGGGGUGUCCACCCCCUCGCCCCUCUCCCAGUGUAUGCCACUGGUAAACUCCCCAUAUGCCUGAAGAUGUAAGUGCCAGAAGAUGUAAGUGCCAGAAUUCUACCGUAAUGUAAAUGCUUUAAUUAAAGGAUAAUUAGAAUGGCUCUUUAAAAUCAUAAUUCUUAUUUUAUUGGUAAGUUUCACUGAGCAGAAAAUAAUUUCAUUUAUUUUCAUUAUGUGGAGUGGUCUUGUACUUAGUGACCAAUCAGUGUCAAUAUUUCUAAAGUUGACCAGCAUUUGCGGCCCGGUAACGCUUGCUCUAAAUUCUCAAAGUCUGGCAAGUUAGCUUUAAUUGCAUGUUUGUAACUUAUUCAUACUUAUUCAUACAUUUUAAAUUUUGAACAGAAAUUAAUCAAGUAUAACCCACAUGACAGAAUCGAUGCUCGGUCAGCCUUAAACCACCCGUACUUCAAAGACUUUGUAGAGGAAAGCGAGGACAAGGAGAACUGCAGUGCAGAGAAUGUUCCAUCAGGCUAUCACGUGAAAGAAGCAAGUAAUGAUAUGAAUGCACUAAAGGAUUGUACAAACGAUGAAAAUGCCAGAAGAUUACGAGUUUCAAACGAACCUGGAUGUAAUGGCGAUCCAAAACAUCCGUAGUCGACAAGUCUUAGCAAGAUCGAUACAGCAGUAUUUUACAUGACGCAGACAAACAUGCUUCUUACAAGCUUUAAUAUAUAUUUUAACUAAUAGUAAGAUAAGCCAGUAAAACCAAGAGAGGUCCGGUAUGUACAUACCCAGAUGUAAACCUAAGUAGCAUAUGGUGGGCUAUGUAUAUUUGUGGGCUUUUUACUUUUUAAUGUUCCAACUAUCAGACACCUGAAUAUCUGGUGCAAGCCUAACGCAAUGACCUUUGAAUAACAUUUAUAACAAUAGUUUCGAUUCAGUGAAAUCAUUUCAUUGUUUUAGAAAUGCACUCGUGCCCUUAUGUCAUCCAGUCACCAAUGACUGUUUUGACAGAAAUUAACAUUCUUUCAUCUGCUAGCGUUCGUCAGUAACAAAAAAUUUGCAUUUUUGUUUUCGAGAGCUAGUGAUUCAAACGGGUAGGAAUAGGCUCAUAUUACUGGUCAAUGACGACAGUAGUUGUGCCUUGUAUAUUUAAAACGUUAACUUAUCAAAAUAUAAUACUACUAGCUUACAAAAUAGGAUUUUGUUGAAAAAUUUCAAUUUAGAGUUCAAUAUUUAGAGUUCAAUAUUUUUAUUAGUUCAAUGGCCAACUCCUGGAGAACUCUCCUUCACGUGUAUUUAUAAAGUUUGAACACAUAGACUAUAUAGAAGUGACAUUGUGUACACGCAUAUUCGCGUUUAAGAACAUUAGGUUAAAUUUAUCUCAAUGCUCUAUAUUUCAUUUCGUCAUUCGUCGAAAAUAUAGAACAGUGCAUUCGGGGACGUUAACAGCCAAAGAAUGGGAACUAUUUUCUGUUUAUGGGAUGUGAAAGUAAUUCAUAGGGAAAAUUUUACACAACCAACUCAUUUUAAGCCCUUCUCAAACGAGGAUAUAGUUAAGAGAGUUCACAAAGCAACAAAGAGUCUCCAGUUUAAGAAUGGUGAAUCAUACAGUGUUCAGUGUGCAAAAACUGCAUGAAAGUUUACCGUUUUUAUUUCAUUUUCUACGACUUCUAAUCUCUCCAUCAUGAUUACGUACACAUCUCGUACAGUUUACUGUAACUCUCGCUAACCUGGUCAAACGAAUCAAAGCCAAAGGUUGCUCUUACGAUCAAAAUUUCAAAGGUACAAUCAAAGACACAAGAGUUACGUGUUGAGCUGCAACUUUCUUGUUUGAUCGGGGGCAUUAGAGUUUGAGAUAAAACGAUGUAUAUGUUUUGAUAACAUGCAGUGUUUACUGUAUUCACAGUAAGGAAGGUAAUCUUCCAUUUACCCUUUUGCAUCAAAAGUAAAAAUAAAUAAAAACAAGCAACUAACUUAAUAUAACCUGUAAUAGUUACCAAAAACAAGCCGCAUGUAUAGGCAAUGCUAUAUAUACCAAUUUUUGUACUUUUAUAAAUGUAUUCGUUUUAAUAAAGUAUUUUUACACCGUGUGAACUAUUGUACUGUACUGUAAAAGCUUGUUCAUUAUUAAAUUAAAUGUGAAAGAUUCGCUGUAUGAACUCCUGGUUCCCGUUUGCAAUAAAAACACGGAAGAGGGACCUUCUGUUCUUGAAAAUGGGCGAAGGAGGCGACUGCAGAUGUAGUUAGUUACUGUAAAGCGAUAUAUGGCAACAAAAUUUAGCCAGUUUUCCUGACCUUCGAAUGGCGCUAUCUUGGAUUAUUGCGGAUAUGCAUAUUACGUCACAAGCAGGGCCACGCAGAUAUUUUACCCAGAUUUCCAAUGGUCAUUAUAUAUUCAAAGUCUAUUCUCGUUCGUGAUUGGUCAAAUCGCGUCGGAUAAUUCUUGGGAUCUUGAAGCCGUCGCGUUAUUUCAGCUGCUGACGCCAUGCUGAUGCAUGGCGUCACCGAAGUUCGGUCCAAAAAAGUAUUAUUGCACGCUGUGGUUACCAAGCCCCGGUGCGUUCCAUUGUUUGCUAAAAAGCGCGCGAAAAUUCAAUAUUUUUGCUCGCUUUAUUUCUUUCUUUCUAGCUUUUGAAUACAUAAUAAAACAAUUUUUUCUGUGUUGGUGUUGUGUACUCAGGUGAAUAUGAUGUUUGUGAUGUUACUCUGAGUGUAUAUCCACACCGGGGGAGCUUGAAAAAUAUGCCCGGCCACGGUGGGAAUCGAACCUACAGAAUCUAGUUCCUUCGAUACCAAUGUAAUCUAGUAAUAUGAUUUUUUCUGUGUUGGUGUUGUGUAAUCAUAUUCACCUGAGUACACAACACCAACACAGAAAAAUCAUAUUACUAGAUUACAUUGGUAUCGAAGGAACUAGAUUCUGUUCCGAAAUAUUACUUACUAGAACCGACCUGACCGCGUAGCUCAGUUGGCAGAGCAUUGGGCUAGUAUUCCAAAGGUCGUAGGUUCCAUUCCCACCGUGGCCGGGCAUACUCUCAAGCUCGCCCGGUGUGGAUAUACACUCAGAGUAACAUCACAAACAUCAUAUAAUAAAACAAGUAUUGAAUUCAGUUUUCAUAUGAUAUUUCGUCACCAUUUUAAAUAUUCAUUUGCUAACCUGUAAACAAUUUGAGGAAGUUUUUUCAUCGAGUAUUUAAUCCUGUAAAGGCUAUAAAAAGCGAACAACUUGUCGUUUUCUCGUUUACAAAACGUCGGAAAUUCA
Paramuricea clavata is the source of this 10599-nucleotide messenger RNA. NCBI's taxonomy places the organism in Eukaryota, Metazoa, Cnidaria, Anthozoa, Malacalcyonacea, Plexauridae. The record is from the annotation of a GenBank genome assembly.